Messenger RNA from Fusarium pseudograminearum CS3096, 1350 nucleotides. RefSeq lists its product as uncharacterized. Gene Ontology annotation, molecular function: DNA-binding transcription factor activity, RNA polymerase II-specific; zinc ion binding. The record is from RefSeq and is a predicted model, not a curated record. The coding region runs from base 1 to 1350 and encodes 449 amino acids. The transcript is spliced from 5 exons. Gene Ontology annotation, biological process: regulation of transcription by RNA polymerase II. NCBI's taxonomy places the organism in Eukaryota, Fungi, Ascomycota, Sordariomycetes, Hypocreales, Nectriaceae.
AUGGAUAUGCCACAAGGAUUCAGCCCGGGGAUGUUAUCAUUCCCCGACCAAGACUUUGACUACAGCGCUUUUCUCCAAGCAGACGAUAUAACCUUUGGUGAAAGCGCCCAGAGUCAAUUACCAUCAACUUCAGACUCAUCAGACAAAGCAACACCCCCGUCAGGUUCCAGCAGCGAAGUCGCUGUUCAAAGGCCCUCAGCUCAGAAACAGAGACUUGAGCGGAGAGGUCAUACAAAGAGCAGAAGAGGAUGUUAUAACUGCAAGAGAAGGCGUAUCAAGUGUCAAGAAACUCAUCCUGCUUGUGGACAUUGUACAAAAACAGGGCUCAAAUGCGAGUAUCCGUCUACGCCACAGAUCACUCAUCAGCCACAUCACCAGGUUCCGUUGUUCAGUCUUCAGGACAUGCGUUUCUUCCAGCACUUUCUGACACAAUGCUAUCCUCACCAUCCCCUAAAGCAAGAGGACAUUUGGACUCAUGAGAUACCUUGCAUUGCACACAAUAAUGAAUAUCUCAUGCAUGCCAUUCUCGGCUUCUCCGCAUCUGAACUCAUGAGAGACGACCCCAGCAUUUUAUCAUCCGCCAUGAACCAUCGCAUUAAAGCCAUAAGAGCCAUCAAGAAACGCCUUGCAGAAACGAACAAAUCCUCAAUGAAUUACGAGGAAGCUAACGCCAUGGUAGCUACCUGUUACGCCCUGACGUUUCAAUCUGUCUCUCUCGAUGACGGACUGGCCGAGUAUCUAACUUUUAUUCGGGGCAUUAUGAUUGUGGGCAUGCAGAUGAUGUUUCGUGGUAUUAAACCUAUCUUUGAGAACAUGUUUGAGCAGGAGCAGGAUGCGCUGCUUGAACCCCUUAUGCAAGGGCUUCCGCUUAUUCCCAAGGGUUUCACUGAUUCUGCAUUUGAGGCUCUCACUAAUCUGAAACCGUUAUGCACAGAGGAAGUUGAGCUUGAGUAUCACCAACAUCUCAUGACCAUGGUCGAGAAGCUAUAUGUCAAUUCCUGGGAUGCGUACAAAGCAUACACAACGCAAUACGGAUGGUGGAUGCUUCUCCCACACGACACAUUCCAAGCCCUCAUAGACCCAGAUAACCAAGUCAUGCUCCUCCUCCACACGCACUGGGUCGCUAUCAAUGAGAUCAUAACGCCCAUCAGCGGACAGGAGCGCAACGUGUCCAACAAGUAUCCUCCUGACCAGCGAGAGGGAAAGCCAGAUCUCGACCCUGGGUUUUCGCGGUGGUUGAAGUAUCUCAAUCAGAGCAUUGAUCUGGAGCAUCAGAUUUAUAACCAGUGGCCGAUGUGGGUGGAGGAGAAGCUUGACAAUGAUGUUACUUUCUUUGGAAGAGUUGCAUGA